UUCGAUCCGAUCCUGUCACGCCUUAUUGCCAAUCCGCUCAAUAAUGUUCACCUGCGCUGGUCAGACACUACAACGCCUGAAACUCGCAGGCAACGACCUGAUGCCGUGAUCAGCAAAAUCAACCAACUGUCUUUUGGAUCUUCGUUUUGCUUUGGUGAGGCUAAGGUU
Radiomyces spectabilis is the source of this 168-nucleotide messenger RNA. RefSeq lists its product as uncharacterized. Lineage: Eukaryota; Fungi; Mucoromycota; Mucoromycetes; Mucorales; Radiomycetaceae. The transcript has a single exon. The record is from RefSeq and is a predicted model, not a curated record. The annotation marks the transcript as partial.